AUGGAUGAUGGAACAAUUAAUGAAAUUCAAGUAGGUAUGGGACCAUGUGGAGAAACAAGGUAUCCAUCAUAUCCACUUUCAAGAUGGAGUUAUUGUGGAGUAGGAGAAUUCCAAUGUAAUGAUGGUAAAUCAAAAGAAUUACUUAAAAAAGCAGCAACAGCUAAAGGACAUUCAGAAUGGGGAAAUGGAUCACCAUCAAAUGCAGGAAAUUAUAAUUCUAAACCACCAUCAUCAACAGGAUUCUUUGGAAAUGGAUUUGAUAAUUAUCAAAGUGAAUAUGGAAGAUUCUUCCAAGAAUGGUAUUUUGACCUGUUAUUAAGUCACACAGAUAAAGUUCUUUCAGCAGCAAGAAAUGUAUUUGGAAAUACACUUGCACUUGCAGGUAAAAUAUCAGGAGUUCAUUGGUGGUAUAAUGAUCAAUCACAUGCAGCAGAAAUGACAGCUGGAUAUUAUAACUCAAAUGGAAAUGAUGCAUACAAAACACUUUCUAAUACAUUCAAAAAUAAUAAUGUUAGAUUUGAUUUUACAUGUCUUGAAAUGAGUGGAACUGAUGGAAGUUGUGGAUCAUCACCAGCUAAUUUAGUUGAUCAAGCAUUUAAUGCAGCAGGAACAGUUGGAAUUGGAAAAUGUGGAGAAAAUGCACUUGAAUUAUGUGGAUAUGGAGGAUGUAACACUAAUGGAUUUAAUCAAAUCAUCAAUAAAUGUAAACAACAUGGAUUAACAGCAUUCACAUAUUUGAGAAUGACAAGAGGACUUCUUGAUGAUGGAAAUGCAUGGGGACAAUUCACUAAUUUUGUUAGUAGAAUGAGAUAA
This is a messenger RNA of Entamoeba dispar SAW760, 813 nucleotides long. Its product is annotated as beta-amylase precursor, putative. The record is from RefSeq and is a predicted model, not a curated record. NCBI's taxonomy places the organism in Eukaryota, Evosea, Mastigamoebida, Endamoebidae. The transcript has a single exon. Bases 1 to 813 code for a protein of 270 amino acids. Gene Ontology annotation, biological process: polysaccharide catabolic process. Gene Ontology annotation, molecular function: beta-amylase activity.